ACAGAAAUCGCAACAAUGCACACUGCAGUUACUCUAGCAUUCCUCUUCUGCCUGGUGGCAGCAUAUGCCUCGGCGUUGCCAGCUGAGCCUCUCAACAAUGAUAACGUGAAAGAAGUUGCACCAGUAGCUGUCAUCGAAGAUCAAGAAGUCCUCCAAGGAGAAGAGUCCCGCUGGGGACACGGUGGUUACCAUCAUAAGCAUCACGGGUACCACCACGGGCACCACCAUGGGCACCAUGGGCACCACGGGUACCACCAUGGUGGACACCAUUGGCACCACCGUGGCGGCUACCAUAAACACGGCUAGGGAUGAAAAUAACCACAUAAGUAAUCCUGAUGUCUCAUCUCUGAGUAAAAUGCUAUCGACAUACUGGUGUAACCUAAUUUUUUUAAUGUUAAUGAACAAAAUUCGAACGUGAAUUUAAUCUGUGAUGAUAUUUAAUAAAAUUGUUAGACUAUAUAAUA
Messenger RNA from Hyposmocoma kahamanoa, 464 nucleotides. RefSeq names its product histidine-rich glycoprotein-like. The coding region runs from base 16 to 306 and encodes 96 amino acids. The transcript has 2 exons. The record is from RefSeq and is a predicted model, not a curated record. Lineage: Eukaryota; Metazoa; Arthropoda; Insecta; Lepidoptera; Cosmopterigidae.